Messenger RNA from Syngnathus typhle (broad-nosed pipefish), 1469 nucleotides. It is a transcript of the gene myd88, whose product is annotated as MYD88 innate immune signal transduction adaptor. NCBI's taxonomy places the organism in Eukaryota, Metazoa, Chordata, Actinopteri, Syngnathiformes, Syngnathidae. Gene Ontology annotation, biological process: defense response to Gram-positive bacterium; Toll signaling pathway; innate immune response. The transcript is spliced from 4 exons. Bases 74 to 1024 code for a protein of 316 amino acids. Gene Ontology annotation, cellular component: plasma membrane. Gene Ontology annotation, molecular function: TIR domain binding; Toll-like receptor binding. The record is from RefSeq and is a predicted model, not a curated record.
GCACUUCCCAUCAGGUCAGGUACGUUGUGCAAUGUUGAAGUAGUCGCAAAAAGAAACCCAUUUCAGAAACAACAUGGCAGCGUGCUGCACGACGGUGGUCGAGGACCUGUCCAGCGUCCCUCUGGUCGCCCUCAACAUGACCGUCAGGAGAACCCUCAGCCUCUACUUGAACCCCCGAACCGUGGUGGCCGCCGACUGGACGAUGGUGGCCGAGGCGAUGGGCUUCUCUUACCUGGAGAUCAUCAACUACCAGCAGGUUCCCAAUCCCACCGAGCGGCUCUUGGUUGACUGGCAGGCGUGCUCGAGCGAGGCCAGCGUCGGAAAACUCUUGUCCAUCUUGGAGGAAGUGGAGAGGAACGACGUCGUGGAAGAGCUUCGUCCUCUGAUUGAUGAUGACGUGAGGAAGUAUCAUGAAAGCUUAAAGAAGAGGGCGGUACGUCCCCUGCAGGUCCCCGAGGUGGACAGCUGCAUCCCUCGAACGCCUGAGCUCUCCGGCCUCACCUUGGGGGAUGAUCCAGAAGGUUCUCCCGAGUUGUUUGACGCUUUCAUUUGCUACUGCAAGAGCGACAUCAAGUUUGUGCACGAAAUGAUUCGAGAGCUGGAGCAGACCAACUACCGACUGAAGCUUUGCGUCUUCGACCGCAAUGUCCUGCCCGGAUCAUGCGUUUGGACCAUCACUGGCGAGCUCAUUGAGAAGAGGUGGGACAAUAAUGCACAGCACCAUACAUGUUUGGCUUCCCCACCUCCUGGUUUUCACUCUGAUGUUUCUGUAUUCAGAUGUAAGAGGAUGGUGGUUGUGAUCUCCGAUGAAUACAUCAAAAGUGAAGCCUGCGACUUCCAGACUAAGUUUGCACUCAGCCUUUCUCCUGGCGCUCGGAAUAAACGACUCAUCCCCGUGGUGUACAAGACGAUGACAAAAGAGUUCCCGAGGAUCCUAAGGUUCUUGACCGUGUGCGACUACACCAAUCCAUACACGCAGAGCUGGUUUUGGGAACGGCUGGCUAAAGCUCUGUCUCUGCCAUAGCUGUGAUUGUUAUUAGUGUUUUAAAGGUGCUUUCCCAUCAACUAUAUCGAAACUUUUGGGACCCGAUACCAAAGAUAUGAUGUAAUUCUCCAAUGUCAUUGUAUUCAUUUGUUUCAUACAUUUGAUGUCAUUUUUAUGACUGUAGUAGCCUGUGUUAUGAUUGACAAACAAUGUGCAGAGAUAUUUUUGCUAGCUCUUCUGCUCAAAUUUCUAUUGUAAGGAUUGGACUGCACUUCUACCCUUUUUGAUCGUCAGCAGAAAGGGAAGUGGGAAUGGACUUCCGCAUUUGACAAUACACUUCUACAUUUGACUGACUGCUUUUCUCACUUCUUGCCUUUCAUAUUCUAAAGUCUUUGUGUGUGUGUGUGUUUUUUAAAGGAUUUACAGCUUGAUAAGUACGUAAUUUUAGGCAAAACGCCUAAAUAAAUGCAAGCAAUUUUACAAA